AGAGCAAGCAAGAAGGGGAAAAAGUGUGUGAGAAAUACAUUAAAAGGUCUGAAGGGAUGGGCCCUGGGAGGCUGUGUGUGUAUAUAAUGUGGGAGUACACCUGUCAUUCGAUGGACCUGCUCAGAAGAUCACUUCAAGAUUGUCCAUCAUGAAGCUCUCUCUGUUUCUGGCCUGUGUGUUGGUGUCUACUCUGGUUGUAGCCUCAGGCCACAUAUUUGAUUCAAGACUGGAUGAAGACUGGAAGAACUGGAAAUCACAACAUGAGAAACACUACACUGAGGAAGAAGAGACCUACAGGAGAAUGGUAUGGGAGGACCAUGUGAGAUUCAUUGAACAGCACAACCUGGAGUACUCAAUGGGAAAACAGACAUUUACUGUGGGAAUGAACCAGUUUGGAGAUAUGACUACUAAUGAGUUCAAUGAACUCAUGAAUAGAUUCCUCCCAGUCGAAGCUGAUAACUCAACUGAAGAUGAAUUUGACGAAGAAGAUGAACAUGUUGAAGAUGAACAUGUUGAAGAUGAUGAUGAAUUUGAUGAAGAUGAAGAAAAUGAUGAUGAUUUGGGAAAUGUAAUUGUCGACUGGCGUACAAAAGGCUAUGUUACUCCAGUGAAGAACCAGGGGCAAUGUGGUUCUUGCUGGGCUUUCAGUGCAGUUGGUGCUAUCGAAGGACAGUGGUUUCACGCAACUAAAAAACUGAUUCCUCUGAGUGAACAGAUGCUGGUUGAUUGUAGCACGUAUAGAAACAGAGGAUGUCAAGGUGGAUGGAUGUCAUAUGCCUUUGAAUUUGUCAUCAAUAAUAAUGGCAUCAGCUCUGCUGCAGAUUAUUCAUAUACUGCACGGGAUCAAAACUGCCAGAAUAAAACGGACAAGCUUGUUGCCAAAAUCAGACACUACGCAUUUAUCAGAAGACGCGAAAGAUUCUUAGAAAAAGCAGUAGAAAGGAUCGGACCGAUAUCUGUUGCUAUUGAUGCAAGCGGAAGGUCUUUCCACUUCUAUAAACGAGGGAUCUAUCGGAAUCCAAGAUGCAAGAGUCGGGCUGUAAACCACGCAGUGCUGGUGGUUGGAUUUGGGAGAGAGGAUCAAAGGAACUAUUGGCUGAUUAAAAACAGUUGGGGAACAAGCUGGGGUCAUGAAGGUUACAUCAAAAUGGCUAAGAAUGUGAGGAGAAACUGUGGAAUCACAAGACAUGCAGUCUACCCAAUAGUCUAAGGAAACACGUGUUAAACCAGAACUUCAUCGAACUCCUCCUGAAAGAAUGAUGGAAACAUUUCUGCUGAUACUUACUCAUUCUCCGCCAUUGCUUCAACUUCCUGCUGCAAUUUAAAAAUGUGGAAUAUUAACAGCUUCUACACAUUUUUAUAACUUCACAUAAAGAGCAAUCCCGUUGUGUAUUCAAGUUAUGGAACCACAUCAUCCAACUUGUGCAGAGACAAUGGGUUGCAUGUACUGGUGAUGUUGAGUAAUAUAAUAAAUGCUUCAGCCAUCA
Molecule: messenger RNA, 1487 nt
Organism: Carcharodon carcharias (great white shark)
Lineage: Eukaryota; Metazoa; Chordata; Chondrichthyes; Lamniformes; Lamnidae
Product: procathepsin L-like
Exons: 9
Coding region: 149-1210 (353 amino acids)
Biological process (GO): immune response
Cellular component (GO): lysosome
Molecular function (GO): cysteine-type endopeptidase activity
Source: RefSeq, a predicted model, not a curated record